Molecule: messenger RNA, 1575 nt
Organism: Gamsiella multidivaricata
Lineage: Eukaryota; Fungi; Mortierellomycota; Mortierellomycetes; Mortierellales; Mortierellaceae
Product: cytochrome P450
Exons: 5
Coding region: 1-1575 (524 amino acids)
Molecular function (GO): heme binding; monooxygenase activity; oxidoreductase activity, acting on paired donors, with incorporation or reduction of molecular oxygen
Source: RefSeq, a predicted model, not a curated record
AUGUCCUCCGCACUCUCGACCACCACUAACCCACAGCUCGCGGCCCUCACCCGCGUCCUCGCCAAGGCUCUCACCCGCUCCAAUCUCUCGAAAAUCAUCGGCGCCUAUGUUCUCUACAUCAUCUUCAAGUACCGCAAAUCCGUCUAUGGCGUCCCUACCCGUACUGAUAUCCCUGGACCAUGGUGCAUCCCCCUCUUUGGAAAUCUCUUCCAAGUCUUAACCCUUCCAAGAGACCAGGUCCUCCAACGACAGACAUUCCAUCACCAGAAGUACGGUAAGGCCUAUGCGAUGACUAUCCCUGGCGUGGGAAGAAUCAUCAACAUCGCGGACCCAGAUAUGGUCGAUCAUAUGCUGAGGGUCAACUUCUGGGCCUACGAGAAGGGACCACAUCUGAGGACUGCCCUGGCACCCUUGGUCGGUGAAGGUAUCUUUGGUGCAGACGGACAGCACUGGAAAUGGCAACGAAAGCUGGCCAGUCAUAUCUUCAACGUCAAGGCGUUCCGUUCCUACACAAGUUCUGUGUUCGUCCAGGAGGCAAGGCUGGUGAUCGACUAUCUUUCCAUCAAGGCUGACCAGGGCGCAGUUGUGGACUUGCAGGAGCUGUUCUACAAAUAUACAUUGGAUUCCUUUGGCGAGAUUGCAUUCGGUCAAUCCUUCGGCUGCCUGAACAAGCCCGGCGAGGAGGUCCCCUUCGCCGCAGCCUUCGACCGCCUGAACCACGCCUGCUCCGAACGCCUCAUGUUCCCGCUCUGGAAACUGCGGGACUGGUGGAGAGGCGAGCUGGACCAGGUCGAUAAGGACACCGAGAUCGUCAACAGCUUUGCAUACAAAGUCAUCCAGAAUCGCCGCCGACAGAACCGUGAAAGCCAAGAGCAGUACAAGGAUCUGAUGCAGUUGUUUAUGGACACCCAGGACGAGAAUGGAGAGCCGCUCUCGGACGAGAUGUUGAAGGAUACGCUCAACAACUUCAUCUUGGCUGGUCGCGAUACGACCGCUCAGGCGCUCUCGUGGAUGUUCUACCUUAUGCAUCGUCAGCAGGCAGACAAAAAUAUCACCAAGCAGCUGAUCGAGGAGACAGAUCGCAUUCUUCAGGGUGGCGAACCCACAUACGAUUCGACCAAGCAGCAAAAGUACGCAGAGUCGUGCUUCCAUGAGGCCUUGAGAUUGUACCCCUCUGUGCCCAAGAACAUCAAGACCUGUGUCGAGGACGAUGUCUUGCCCGGGGGUUACAAGGUCUACAAGAACGAGAAGGUUGCAUGGAGCUCAUGGGCGAUGGGUCGUGAUACCUCCAUCUGGGGACCAGACGCCAAAGAGUACAACCCCGAGCGCUGGAUGACGGGCGAGAAGCCCUCGCAGGCAAAGUUUGUGGCCUUCCAUUUGGGACCACGCACUUGUCUGGGACAGCAGUUUGCAACAAUCGAGGCUAUCACGAUCAUGUCGAUGCUGAUGCAAAAUUUCACUUUCGAGCUCGUCGAUCCCAACAAGGAGCCAGCAUAUUACCCAUCGCUCACUCUCCCAAUGGCCCACGGAUUGCCCGUCCGUGUCAAGCAUCGUAGCAGCGCUCAGGCUAUUUAA